Messenger RNA from Prinia subflava (tawny-flanked prinia), 602 nucleotides. It is a transcript of the gene RPL26L1, whose product is annotated as ribosomal protein L26 like 1. Gene Ontology annotation, molecular function: RNA binding; structural constituent of ribosome. NCBI's taxonomy places the organism in Eukaryota, Metazoa, Chordata, Aves, Passeriformes, Cisticolidae. The record is from RefSeq and is a predicted model, not a curated record. The transcript is spliced from 4 exons. Gene Ontology annotation, biological process: cytoplasmic translation; ribosomal large subunit biogenesis. The coding region runs from base 121 to 558 and encodes 145 amino acids. Gene Ontology annotation, cellular component: cytosolic large ribosomal subunit; ribosome.
GUGACCUCCCGGCCGCCAGGGGGCGCGCUGUGAGGGCCGGCCCCGCUCUGGCGGAAGCGGAAGCGGAAGCGCUUCUGGUUCCUCUUCCGGGCGGGCGGCGCGGCGGCGGCAGCGGCCAAAAUGAAGUUCAACCCCUUUGUGACCUCGGACCGCAGCAAGAACCGCAAGAGGCACUUCAAUGCCCCCUCGCACAUCCGCAGGAAAAUCAUGUCCUCGCCGCUGUCCAAGGAGCUGCGGCAGAAGUACAACGUGCGCUCCAUGCCCAUCCGCAAGGACGACGAGGUGCAGGUGGUCCGAGGGCACUACAAGGGGCAGCAGAUCGGGAAGGUGGUGCAGGUGUACAGGAAGAAGUACGUGAUCUACAUCGAGCGCGUGCAGCGGGAGAAGGCCAACGGCACCACCGUGCACGUGGGCAUCCACCCCAGCAAGGUGGUGAUCACCAGGCUAAAGCUGGACAAGGACCGCAAGAAGAUCUUGGAGCGUAAAGCCAAGUCCCGCCAGGUGGGCAAGGAGAAGGGCAAGUACAAGGAGGAGACGAUCGAGAAGAUGCAGGAGUAGAUGGUUUCCUGGUUGGCCACCAUUAAAAAACUGUUAAAAUUCAA